AUGCAGGGAAUGUCUGCUACGACGAUUUCCAAUAGUUACCCUCCACCACAAGAGAUCAGUUCAUCUCCAUCUAUCACUGUCCUUUUGACCGUCCUUCUCCUCGUCUUCUUCUUUUUUGGUUUCUUUACUAUUUACUUCUGCAAGUGUUUCAUGGAAAACGUCCUCACGUCUCUUCAGCGCACACCCUCCGGCCACCUUGUGCGGGUACCUGUUCCUCCCAAAGAAGGCCUCGACCACUCGCUAAUACAAUCAUUUCCCACCUUCAUUUACGCAAGUGUCAAAGAUUUUCGCAUAGAGAAGUAUGGUCUGGAAUGCGCAAUUUGCUUGGUGGAGUUUGAGGAUGAUAGCAUGCUACGUCUUUUAACAGCUUGUUGCCAUGUCUUCCACCAAGAAUGCAUCGACCUGUGGCUCGAGUCUCACAAAACAUGUCCCUUUUGCCGCGGAAACCUUGAAGUGUCGCCAAGUAUAAUGGACAAGUCUCCGGUGCUUGCUCAUGAAAAUGACAUCCACGAAAUCAAUGAAGGACGUGACUCUGUAUACGAUCACGACCAUAUACGAAUUGACAUUGAAGACGACGAAGAAGAAGAACGCCAAGAAGGGAAACGUAGUGAUCAUCUACUGAAUUUGGCUGAGGAUAUUGCUACUUCUAACAUGGAAAAUCAACAAAAUAAUGGACAAAAUGAAGAUAAUGAAAGGGAAAGAUUUUCGAGGUCACACUCGACAGGACACUCUAUAGUUAGGCCUAGACAAGAGGAGGAUAGGUAUACACUCAGAUUACCAGAGCAUGUGAAGAUAAAACUUCUUAGAGGGCACAAUCCGACCGGAAGUUGUACUACAUUUGGGGAGGUUUCACGCCAAAAUGGUAGUUGCAAAGGUGGUUUCGGAGAGGUCUCUGAAUCUAGCUCUAGAACUGGAGGAGAGAUUAGCAAACUGUAA
Molecule: messenger RNA, 936 nt
Organism: Argentina anserina (silverweed cinquefoil)
Lineage: Eukaryota; Viridiplantae; Streptophyta; Magnoliopsida; Rosales; Rosaceae
Product: RING-H2 finger protein ATL29-like
Exons: 1
Coding region: 1-936 (311 amino acids)
Source: RefSeq, a predicted model, not a curated record